AUGUUAGUACCUCCUACUUUCUAAUUAGAGUAACAAACAUUCCAAAAACAUGAGGGCCAUUUUCUUCUUUCUCCUUAUUUCCAUGGCAGCGGCAACUGCCAAAGCGUCCCACGCACAGUCUAUUCCCAACCAAAUCCACCCUCUACGGCCGACGGCUGGUUCCGCCGGCCGCCACGUUCCUCAAAUCAACUGCCUGAGCUGGCGGCUGGCAGUUGAAACCAACAACAUCCAAAACUGGAAAUUAGUGCCCCUUCAAUGCGAAAGCUACGUAGGGCACUACAUGCUUGGGAAGCAGUACCGCGACGACUGCAACGCUGUGGUCGUCGCGGCUAUUCAGUAUGCCAAAACCCUCAAAAUUGCCAAAGACGGCAAAGAUGUUUGGGUCUUUGAUAUUGAUGAAACCACUCUCUCUAACCUUCCUUAUUAUGCUCGUUCUGAUGUUGCCUUUGGGGCAACAAAAUUCAACGGGACGAAGUUUGACGGGUGGACAAGAGAAGGAAAAGCACCAGCAGUGCCAGGAGCUCUGUUUCUGUAUAGAACAUUGUUGGCUAUGGGUAUUAAACCAGUCUUUAUCACUGGAACAAAAGAAGAAUUCAGACAAGUCAGGAUUGCUAACCUAAAAAAAGUUGGCUACCAUUCUUGGGUGAAGCUCAUCUUGAAGGGAGUAAAUGAUACAGGAUCCUCAGUAAUGUACAAGUCAGGGAAAAGGGCAGAGUUGGUGAAAGCUGGAUAUAGAAUUGUUGGCAACAUAGGAGACCAGUGGAGUGAUUUGCUUGGUGAUUUUGUUGGAGACCGCACUUUCAAAUUGCCGGAUCCAAUGUAUUACAUUGGUUGAAAAACUAAUUACCCACUUCGACAUUAUUAGGGUUUCUGUUUCAGAAUAUCAUGAUUGAAAUUGAACUUAAUGUCGAGUAAUUUAACAGUCCUGGUUUUUAUUAGGAUAUGUAUUUGUUUUUGAUUCUUCAAAUGUUCUACACCCCAAUCUCCUCUUUUUGUGUUUUCUUUCUGUAAUCUCAAUUUGGUGAAGAAAUGACAAGUGCAGUUAAUUCA
Molecule: messenger RNA, 1050 nt
Organism: Nicotiana tabacum (common tobacco)
Lineage: Eukaryota; Viridiplantae; Streptophyta; Magnoliopsida; Solanales; Solanaceae
Product: acid phosphatase 1-like
Molecular function (GO): acid phosphatase activity
Source: RefSeq, a predicted model, not a curated record